Molecule: messenger RNA, 1209 nt
Organism: Gongylonema pulchrum
Lineage: Eukaryota; Metazoa; Nematoda; Chromadorea; Rhabditida; Gongylonematidae
Source: the annotation of a GenBank genome assembly
AUGUUGCCGCGGCAAAUUUCGAGUAUCAACCAAGCAGCGUUAUAUCCAGAAAAAACAACAGUUCGAAAUGUGAAUCCCGAACUGCUAGCAGCGUCAAGUUCAUUUAACCCAGCUAUGGGGAGAAAUAAACUGCCACUAGGAGCGAUACUUCGUGGUACGGCACGUGCGCCAAGCAUCGUCAGCCGAGCUACUUACAGGUACGUCAAACGUACUCUGACAACACCGCCGCCAGAUCGCGAUUCUCGACAUUAUUAUGCUGAUUACGAGAAAUAUAAGAGCGGCGAUACCGACGAUGUUGUUGACUAUGACAGUGAUAAUGAUGACUAUAAGGAAAAUGAAACGAGUGACGAUACGUCGAUGUUGUCUAGUGAUGAUCGUAUCGAACCUGCCAAGAGAUAUACAGGAGCUCGUCGUGCUGCUGGUAACCCACUAAGGCCUGUUCGGACAAUAGAAAGUGCUGCAAUCAGGCCUGGUCCUGUCGCGACCCAUCCUAGUUAUUUGUAUCUGCCUGCACCCUUAGCCAGGACUCCUCCUUUUUCCACUACCACAACUACUCAGAGUACCACGACUAUUACACCUGGGCCUACUUCGGCCACAGUCACGACAGUGCAUUUUGAACCAAUGCCGAUAAAUAUUCCAAGCGAAGAAUGGAAUAAAUCCACGCGUGACACGCAUUUGUCGAUCCACCAUCAGAACUAUACCGUGAGCAUCGGUGCUGAUACUCGACAAUCAAUCCGUAGCAGUCUGCUGCAACAGCUCAAGUGCUUUCAGUAUAUACCAAAUAGGCGACUACGUGGCUACGAGCAAGAGACAAUCAAGCCAAUUGGCCUUCAGGACUGCCUUUACAAUUGCAUUUUGCGUGUGACUUUCCUAUGUCUUAGCGUCAACUACGAUCCACACACUAAAGCAUGUCUUUUUACUGAAGUCAUUUAUUUUACUCUUUUCAGCUUUUCGAUGAAACUUUUUAAUAUGCUGAGCUUCAUGCGAAUUUUAUGCGUUUUUGCACGUAUGCAAGUUCCAAAACGCAUGUGUGUGUGCUUGUGUGUUCGCACUUUUUGUCACCUACUUUCAACUCGAAAAUCUGAAAAGCUAGAAAUUGAAACUUCAGGAGUCGUCCCCACUACCUGUGAAAUCUCCCAUUUUAAUGUUAUCAUUCGCAUAUCCCUCUGUCCCACGUACGAAUGCCUCAAAAAACGUGCAGACUUUUAG